GAGAUUCCCGUAUUAGAUAUCGGCUUAAGUGACUUUGAUGUUUCCGCAGGUGUGGAUCCGGCAGCACGCCAGUGUCAUUCGACUCUUCGUUUCAGACAUCUGACGACGUACCAUUAUCAUCAUAUCCAGAGUCGGCUAUUCGCCAAAUUUUGGCGGAAAAUAACCUGGACUACGACCAAAUUCAGGCUUCUGCCUCCGCACAAAUGGCUGCUAACCAGAGCGCCUCGGGCUGUGGUGGUUCCCCAGUACCUGCGGUACCAGUGGCAAAUAACGGCGGAAAUGAACAGGGCCAACUAAACGCGAGGUGCCAGGCUUUGCGAGAUUUAACGGAGCGCUGGUUAGACGGUUUACAGUGCCUCCCUCGUCAGAGACUCCUGCUUCUUAAGGACAAUUGCUGGAUUGUGCCCAUUCCAUUUGUCGAGUGUCCCCUCGCGCCUUGUUGUACCGUGGACUGGCGUGAGGGUCUAUGUGUACCCGUGCAACACGUUCGUGUCUGUGUAACGAUGAUCUGCAUAACCCCGCAGCUGACCACCAUCAUUCAGUUCGAGGCUACCUUACCCGUCCGUUGUGGCUGUCGUGAGGUUGCUUAAGAAGUGGAUAAUGUAUGACCUGACAAGAAAAGUGGCGAAUCGUUUUAGAUUAUUAAUUCCAUUGCUAUGAUGUAUGAUGGAUCCAUAAAAGAAGAUUGAGCGCCCGAAGAGAUAGCUUGUCUGAACCAGUUAUCUAAUAAAAUGAACCAAAAUGGUUAACAUG
This is a messenger RNA of Liolophura sinensis, 753 nucleotides long. RefSeq lists its product as uncharacterized. Bases 204 to 590 code for a protein of 128 amino acids. The transcript is spliced from 5 exons. The record is from RefSeq and is a predicted model, not a curated record. Lineage: Eukaryota; Metazoa; Mollusca; Polyplacophora; Chitonida; Chitonidae.